AUGGUUUCAACAAGUCAUAGUCCCAUAGAAGCCGAAAGCGGACCAAUCGCAGCUGGACAUUUUCAGUUCAUCUCGUAUCAAGCUCCAGAUGUCGCCAGGGAUAAAAUCACAAUGCGUCAAGCCCGAUCACAUGCAGUGAAGCAAGCGCUCGAGAGCAAACGAAAGAUUCAGCAAGAGUCGGGGGAUAAUUUUUGUGUAACGACCUCGAGAGACAAGCCCAGGAGGGUGGUGGGCAAAGGCGCAAGGCGCGCCGGAACUUUAGCCGCGACGUCGCUCUUCUCUCUUUCUUCAGGCACGCUCGAUCCGUUCCAAUCGCUUGCGGUGGAUUCGUCAAGACUACAGACACUGAUUGGAGACUGCUGGCUUAUAAUCAACGGUCUAGAUAGAGCUAGACAAGCCCCCGAGCCGGUCUUCAGUGUAGCGGAAGACCUUGCGUUCCAGAACUUCCGCUCGGUUUUCCGCACUGGCUUGGUUGAUCCCGCGCUCUUAAAUGCCGUUAUGCUCUCACUUGCAUUCGCGGCUACCGCGGGCGGUAUCAUUACCCUUGAUCGGGAGUGUCUUGGGUACCAGGGUCAGGCAAUCAGUUAUAUUCGUGAGAGGAUGGGUUCCCUGGAUGAGGCUAAUUCGGCAUCGACCAUUGGAGCUAUUUUGCUGCUAGCUGGAGUUGAGGCUCGCCUUGGGAUGACGUCUCAGGUCCAACUUCAUAUGGGGGCAGUGAAGAUGCUCCUUGAUAUGUGUCGAACAAAGGGCAUUUACCUCACUGGCGGCAUUAAACGGGCCAUAUUUUGGCAAGACCUUAAUUCCUCCAUUCUAGCGGGAUCUACUCGUGUAGUCGAUCACACGACAUUCGCGGAGCUCCAAUGGACAAGAGAUCCCUUCUCCCCCUUCUUCUUCCAACUGCCCCCGGGAUUCCAGACGCAGUCCCAUAUGCUCACCAAAGAGUUCAUUGAAGUGCUUGAAGAUAUACACGCUUUGCAAUGCAUCCGUGCCGUCCCCUGUCCUGCAAAGUGCAAUGCCAUGCUAAUGGAAAAUAUCAAUAAUCACACUGCUUCUAUGCAAUCUAGGCUUGUGGCCUUGCCGAAUCUCUCGCCUGUCCUGGAGUGCUGUCGUCUUGCGGCAUAUCUAUGCUCUGUUAUGCUAUGCUGCACUACUUGGUGCGCUUUAGUCAUUCCUUCCCAUAUCUCCUCACAAUUACUUCACGAGUUACAACAGGCGAACAAUGACCCCUUAUGGGAUGAUAACCCUAAUUUACUACUCUGGCUCCUGUAUAUUGGCGGCGCAUUCGCUCCCACAGGAGCCGUACGCUCGGCAUAUGUCGUACUCCUGCGUGCGAACAACACUGCUAGGUUCAAAGACUUGUACAGAUCAUGGCCGGAACUGCUGGCAAUAUUAGAGGGGUAUAUAUGGUCAGAGAAAGCGUUUAUGGCGCAGGUUAAGGCGCUCUGGGAGGAAACUAUAGCGAUAUAG
This is a messenger RNA of Lachnellula hyalina, 1467 nucleotides long. RefSeq lists its product as uncharacterized. The transcript has 6 exons. The record is from RefSeq and is a predicted model, not a curated record. NCBI's taxonomy places the organism in Eukaryota, Fungi, Ascomycota, Leotiomycetes, Helotiales, Lachnaceae. Bases 1 to 1467 code for a protein of 488 amino acids.